Messenger RNA from Arctia plantaginis, 1113 nucleotides. The record is from the annotation of a GenBank genome assembly. Lineage: Eukaryota; Metazoa; Arthropoda; Insecta; Lepidoptera; Erebidae.
AUGGAUUGGAAUAGACCCGGCAAGUUACUCCGUCCCAACCCUGAUUGGGAGGAAGACCUGUUCCUUACUUGUGUUGUGGGACCUGUAGAGCGAGCAAGACUUAAAGCAUAUGUAGAAGAUGUUAAACAGAAGAAACCAAGAAAGCCAUGUUACUGUCAGGAUGGGAGUCCCGGUGUAGCGCCUUUAAUGACACUCAAUAACGGCAGAACAAUACCUAGUUUGGGUCUUGGUACUUUCAUAGGUUACGAUUAUCAGGGUGUUCCUCUCCCCAUUACUACUUAUGACACACGAAGAGCCGUGGAGACUGCCAUUGAUGCUGGAUACCGUCUCUUUGAUACAGCUUAUAAGUACAAAAAUGAAGAUCAGGUUGGACAAGCAAUAAAGAACAAGAUAGCUGAAGGGGUUAUCCGAAGGUCUGAUGUGUUCGUCAUUACUAAGCUAUCCAAUCACUGCCACGCCGAGGGUGCUGUGAUCCCGGCUCUCAGAAGAUCCCUCCAGUUACUGGAGCUGGAUUACGUGGAUUUGUACCUGAUACAUUGGCCUGUUGGCUUGCGUAGAGACGGCUCCUACGAUGAGACGGACUACCUCGACACCUGGAAGGGCAUGAUAGAGGCCCGCGCUCGUGGCCUCACCAAGUCCAUCGGAGUGUCCAACUUCAACCAGCACCAGAUCGACAGGAUCAUAUCCUUGAGCAAAAUGAAACCUGCUGCCGUUCAGAUCGAAGUAAACCUAAAUAUCCAACAGCAUUCAUUGAUAGCGUUCUGCCACUCCCAUGAUAUCGCCGUCAUCGCCUACACGCCCUUCGGCUCCUUGUUCCACAGGCGAGCAGCAUACGGCGCGCCCCCACCUCGUACAGACACCCCUGUCCUCAGAAGGAUUGCUGAUAAGCACCACAAGACUGUUCCUCAAAUCGUGUUGAGGUACCUCGUGGAGUUAGGAGUGAUACCUAUCCCGAAAUCUGUGACUCCCAAGAACAUUGAGAUGAACAUCGAAGUUUUUGACUUCAAGCUGACGAGGGAAGAGAAGGAUGUCUUGAGGGACUUCGAGAGAAACUAUAGGACGAGGAAUAUUAAAUUCUGGAAAGAUUCCCCCCACUACCCUUUUGAGAAAUAA